Molecule: messenger RNA, 702 nt
Organism: Rotaria sp. Silwood1
Lineage: Eukaryota; Metazoa; Rotifera; Eurotatoria; Philodinida; Philodinidae
Source: the annotation of a GenBank genome assembly
AUGAAAAGAUUUACAUUUUCCUUAGCUAGGAUAACGACAAAUGAAAAUUUAAUAUUUUUAAUUUUAGCAGAUAUUCGGGGAUCGUUUCAUUAUCAGGUGCCUACAACAUGGGAUAAAUCAAGAAAAAAUAAAAUACGUUUUGAGUUAUCGAAUACAGCAGAUGAAUAUAAAUCAAUCGUAACUAAUUUCAAUCGGCCUAUGAAAGGAAAAUAUACAAAAAUAAUACGAAUAGAACGCAUUCAAAAUGAACGAUGGUAUAUUCAAUAUUUAGCACAUAGUCGAAAUUUCAAAAUAAGUCUCGAUAAAGAUACUGAAAAAUGUUUAUAUCACGGUUGUCCUGAAGAGGCAGCUAAAGAAAUCGUGAAAGGUUGUUUCAAUCGGAGUUUUGCAGGAGAGAAUGGUAAAUUUAUGUCCCAUUUGGCCCAUUUUUGUAUUGAUAGCAAUUUAUCUUUAGGAACACUAUAUGGUGUUGGUGUUUAUUUUUCAUCAAAUGCAGCUUAUAGUCACAAUUAUACAAAACCAAACGUCAACGGAGAGCGAAGUAUGUUCUUGGCGCGAGUUCUAGUUGGAAAUACAACUAUAGGUAACAGUUCAAUGAAGACUUGCCCCGCUGGAUUCGAUUCAACUACUGAUGGCAAUCAUAUUUUUGUCACUUAUCAUGAUGCUCAAGCUUAUGCUGAAUACUUAAUUACUUAUAAAUAG